AUGCCCACAGAGGGAGAGAAAUCUCCCGAGGCAGAGAAUAACAACAAUAAUAAUAAAAAAGGGAAAACUGGAGGCUCACAGGAUUCUCAGCCUUCGCCUCUUGCUUUGCUAGCAGCCACUUGCAGCAAAAUAGGAACUCCUGGUGAGAAUCAAGGAACUGGACAGCAGCAGAUUAUUAUAGAUCCAAAUCAAGGUUUGGUGCAGCUUCAGAGUCAGCCACAACAGUUAGAAUUGGUAACAAGUCAGCUUGCUGGAAACGCUUGGCAGCUUGUUGCCACUGCUCCUCCUGCUUCAAAAGAAAACAGUGUUGCUCAACAAGGAUCUUCUGCUGCCUCUAGUGCAGCAAGUCCCUCCAGCAGUAACAAUGGAAGUACGUCCCCUUCAAAAACCAAAUCAAGCAAUUCUUCUGCAACAAGCCCUGGACAAUUUCAAGUCAUUCAAGUACAAAAUCCAAGUGGUAGUGUCCAAUACCAAGUGAUCCCACAGAUUCAGACAACAGAAGGUCAACAACUUCAAAUCAAUCCAUCUAAUACUACUGGUCUUCAAGACAUACAGGGUCAAAUUCAGCUCAUUCCUGCAGGGAAUAAUCAAGCUAUCCUCACAGCUGCAAAUAGGACAGCUUCGGGGAACGUUAUUGCUCAAAACCUAGCAAAUCAGACAGUUCCAGUCCAAAUUAGGCCUGGUGUUUCCAUACCACUGCAACUGCAGACUAUUCCUGGUACUCAGGCACAAGUUGUAACAACAUUACCUAUAAACAUUGGUGGGGUAACCCUGGCAUUGCCUGUGAUAAACAACGUGGCAGCUGGAGGAGGCUCGGGUCAAGUUGGCCAGUCUACUGAGGCUGGAGUUUCCAAUGGAAAUCAGCUAGCAUCUACGCCUGUGACUUCUGCCUCUGUUAGUACGAUGCCGGAGUCUCCUUCCUCAUCUUCCACCUCUACAACCACUGCCUCAACAUCUCUAACCAGCAGUGACACACUAGUGAGCUCUGCAGAAACAGGCCAGUACACAAGCACAGCAGGCAGCAGUUCAGAGCAGGCACCUGAAGAACCUCAGACGACUGCUACAGACUCUGAAGCCCAGAGUUCCAGUCAGCUUCAGUCCAAUGGACUACAGAAUGUCCAGGAUCAGUCUGGUUCCCUUCAGCAGGUCCAAAUUGUCGGUCAGCCUAUCCUACAGCAGAUCCAGAUCCAGCAGCCUCAACAGCAGAUUAUUCAGGCCAUUCCUCCACAGUCAUUUCAGCUACAGUCAGGGCAGACUAUACAGACCAUCCAGCAACAGCCUUUGCAGAAUGUUCAGCUGCAGGCAGUGAGUCCAACUCAGGUGCUCAUCAGGGCUCCGACUUUAACACCAUCCGGGCAGAUCAGCUGGCAAACUGUACAGGUUCAGAAUCUGCAAAGCCUUUCGAAUCUGCAAGUUCAAAAUGCUGGGUUACCCCAACAGCUAACCAUUACCCCUGUGUCUUCAAGUGGUGGCACAACCAUUGCCCAGAUUGCACCGGUGGCUGUUGCUGGUACCCCCAUCGCUCUGAACGCUGCCCAGCUUGCUUCAGUACCUAAUCUUCAAACAGUAAGUGUUGCCAACCUGGGUGCUGCAGGUGUUCAAGUUCAAGGAGUUCCUGUUACCAUUACCAGUGUUGCGGGUCAACAGCAAGGACAGGAUGGAGUAAAAGUACAGCAAGCCACAAUAGCUCCUGUUACUGUAGCAGUAGGUGGCAUUGCUAAUGCAGCAAUUGGUGCUGUUAGUCCUGAUCAGAUAACGCAAGUGCAGCUGCAACAAUCGCAACAAGGUUCUGACCAGGAAGUGCAACCCGGCAAAAAAUUGAGAAGAGUUGCCUGCUCAUGUCCUAAUUGCAGAGAGGGAGAAGGAAGAGGCAGCAAUGAGCCAGGAAAAAAGAAACAACAUAUCUGCCAUAUUGAAGGAUGUGGAAAAGUUUAUGGUAAGACAUCUCAUCUUCGAGCACAUCUGCGCUGGCAUACCGGUGAAAGACCAUUUAUAUGCAACUGGAUUUUUUGUGGCAAGCGAUUUACAAGGAGUGAUGAGUUACAAAGACACAGAAGAACCCACACAGGUGAAAAGAGAUUUGAGUGCCCAGAAUGUUCGAAAAGGUUUAUGCGAAGUGACCAUCUCUCGAAACAUGUCAAAACUCAUCAGAACAAGAAGGGUGGUGGAACAGCCCUUGCCAUUGUUACCUCAGGAGAACUGGACUCUUCAGUUACUGAGGUUCUUGGUUCUCCAAGAAUUGUCACUGUUGCUGCCAUUUCUCAAGAUUCAAACCCAGCAACCCCUAAUGUUUCAACAAACAUGGAAGAAUUCUGA
Messenger RNA from Mesitornis unicolor (brown roatelo), 2316 nucleotides. It is a transcript of the gene SP4, whose product is annotated as Sp4 transcription factor. The transcript has 5 exons. Bases 1 to 2316 code for a protein of 771 amino acids. Lineage: Eukaryota; Metazoa; Chordata; Aves; Mesitornithiformes; Mesitornithidae. The record is from RefSeq and is a predicted model, not a curated record.